UUGAUUUGUGAACAGCAUCUGCAGUCGGCAAACGCCAUUUUGACUUGUGUUACUACUUUUAUGUAUGGUGGUUAAUUAGGCUAUAGUCUGUGGUGUCUAUUAUUGAAUCGAGAAGUUCGUCUUAUUUGAUAUUAUUGAUAACUUUCCCAUUCGAACGAACCAAGGGAUAAGGUUCGUUCACUGGGUUCUGAAAUUAUAAAUGUGUGUGAUUAGACAGUAUGUCUACAUUUUCCAGUAUAGGAUCCAAAGGGGGAAAGCCGAAGUUUCAAUCUUUGGAUAUAAAUAGAAUCUACAAAAGUAGCAGAGGCGAAAGUUCAGAAAAAACCCAACAAAAAAGCACUAUACAAUACAAACAUGGAAUGCAAAUAUUGGGAAAAGUUCCAAACGCCCGUAGGCCUCCUGCAAAUUUACCCUCUUUGAAAUCUGAACAUAGUGGAAGUGAAGCAGCAGUACCAUUAGUACCACCAGGAGGACCAGGAUGGGGAAAGCAAGAUACCAAUUCAUUGUCCAACGGAUUACCAACUCCCAAACAGGAUCAGAAUCCAGCUCCAACUCUACAUCAAAGUGCCCAAUCCUCCCAACCUGCCCCCUUGAAACAGGAAGUCCCACAUGUACCAAGUGCACCAAUAGACAAAUCAUGGAGUUCAGUAAUGAGCAGAGGAGAUACACAUUCUCAUCAUCCUCCUCCUUAUCAAGGCCCACAAUUUCAGCACGAUUUUCCAAGCCUCUCGGCCACGGAAGGAGGGCAGGGCAGAGGUACAGGAACAGAACCCCCUUAUUCUACAGGUUUGAGCUUACGACCACAAACGGAAGGUUCCUGGAUAGGAGGUGGAUCUGGUCCAGGAGGAGAGGGAAAACCAACCUCGGGUCACCUGGGUUCUCCACCACAGCUAUCGGCCCAGGCAGGCCUCUUACAGCAACAGCAGCAGCAGACUCUACCGCCUCAGUAUAGAGGAGUUAUGCCCUCUUUUAUGUACAAAAACAAUCCCCCUUCUGCCAAUGCUCCCCCUAGCCUAACGGCCAAUAAUGUUAUUGCCUCCUCCCAUGAUAAUAAUGGACGGCAAGACAAAAUCAACAAAAAGAGUUUUGAUGAGGUGGUUCCACCCUCUAUAAUUAAAGAGGAAGAACUCCACAGGAUGGAUGAAAUUGAAAGAGACAUGGGUUGGGCUUAUUCAGAUGAUAUUGACUAUAACAAGAAACUCAAUUUCAGCGAUGAUGAAAUCUUGACGGACAAAAGCUCCAGGCCGAAACAGACAGAUAUUAAACACCAUGAAAAACUUCCGGAAGUUGCGAAAAAAGAAACGAAUGACGCUUGGCAAACAUCCAAUAAGGGACAUUCAUCUGAAGAAGAGGAAAUAAAACUGAAGAGAUCUCAACACUUUAAAGAAGUGGAACUCGCCGUUCAAAGAGCCAAACAGAGGAAGAAGGAGGAGGAGAAACGUUUCAACGAGGCCACCAAACAGGGCGCUCAACAGAAAUUGAAAGAGCUGGAAGAGAAGAUAAGCAAACGCGAUCGUGAUGGUGAAGAGGGCGUUGGAACUAUUAAUCCAUCUAUUGUGCCUCCAAAACCAAUUGCCCCCACGGAAAUUCCCCUGCCAGAUUUCCAGAGAGAAAAGGAUCCACCUCAUCAUAAGGAAAAGGAAGAACGUCAUAAAAUACCGGCCGAAAACCACGAGGAAAAAAUUGAGAAGCCCAGUAAUACUUUCAAACAUUUGACAGAAAUUGAAGGAAAAACUUUCAAGAGGAAUUCGAAGAAUCCGGAGAGAGAAUCGAGAGAGCAGGGAGCGCCAACAUUCUCGAGGCAGUUCCAGAGCGAUCUUCCUCCCCGUUUUAAGCGACAACAUCAUCAACAGAAUAACCCACCUCAGUAUAAUGAACACUAUGAAAAUAGAUCCCCAGUAUCGCCAAACUACCCUAAGAGCAAUAUGUCUAGGAAACCUCUCAUUGGUCCAUCAGAAACUGAACCAAGAAAACGCAAUAUCGAUGAACCUACCCCAAUUUCCCAGACUCCACAAGAACCUAUACAUAAAUCAGAAUCUCCUGCUAAUAUCGACACUCAUGACUUGGAAGUUUCCAAACAUAAAAAAGAAACAAGAAUCCAAGAAGAGAAAUAUGAUAAAGCUGAACCUGAUAUUAAGGACUAUGAAAGAAGAGACUAUGGUCAGGCCAGAAACAGAAGUGAAGCUGCUCCUUCGGAUAUUAAACCAAAACUCAACAAGAAUCAGGACAACCUUUAUGACAGAUUUCAAAGAUUGGACUCUCAAGACGCGAAGAUAUCGAGGGACAAGUAUACUUCUGAUGAUAAUCGUGAAUACAGUUCGUGGUCAGAGUCGAGAUUCGAUAUCUCGUUUGAAGAGAAACGAAGGGAAGUUCAUAGGGAGGAUCGUAGGCAGGUUCCAGGUCCCAUAACAAGGGAUAGAAUAGAAGCAGACGAUUUCAAUGAAAGCCGCAAUUUGACAGCUUUAAAACGUGGUCAAAUACCUGAGAAAAAACCCAACGGCGUUAAGAAUAAAGAAGAAAGAAUGGAUUCUUUGGAUGGUAAAAAAAGUGACCCCCAUGAAUCUAAAACAUGUACCGACCAAUCAGAUAAAUCCAAGAAUGUUGGUAAAAAAGACGAUAAAGACGUCAAAUCGGUCGAUAAUAAGAAAAACAUUAAGAACGAUGAUUAUCGAGAUGAUAAGAGGAAUUCGAGUAGAAGCAAAGCCUAUCCAUCGAAUAAAGUUUGGAAUAACGAGUAUCAUCACAGAUCUACUGGGGAGCGAGGUAAUUGGCCAAAAAGAAGCAACUCCAGUAACAAAAACUCGAGGUCAAAUGUUGGUCACAAAAUGGAAUCCUUCAGCAAUAUUGCGACCGAUUCUGAAGGUUCAUCUGAAGACCACCAUUCGAAAGAUGAUCAUUCUCAUAAAAAUGUCAAGUCUGACAAAAUCAACAAAAAUCAUCCAAAAGAAGAGAAAAGAAAUACGAAGUCUGAUAGAGACAGACAGAGUGACAAAAUGCAAGAUAUAAAGAGAGAUAAUUAUGUUCCGAGAGGGGAACCUAGCAGACUUGGAAGAGGGGGUGGAAAUUUCCGUGGCAGAGUAGGGCUAAGCAAGAGGAUAGAUGGAUAUGGUCCACCACCCUCCAAAAGUCCUUUCACGCAUCAUGACGAUAAGAAACCAAACGAAAAUGAUGAUAAUCAACAACCUAACACCAAUGCUGCCGAAAAUGAUAAGGAUUCACAAGUUGAGGUCAAAGAAGACAAUAAUGUGUUCUCAGAGAACAAAACAACAGAUGAUAAAGACAAAAGUAAAGUUCUCAAUAAUAAAACUGCAAUUGGUUCGAAACCUAAUAACUCAAAUGCAAAUUCGUCUGUUCAAAGAAAACCAAAUCAGCAAUCUCGUUCAAUCAAUGAGAAGAAACAUUUUGUUAAAAAUGAAACUUCUAUUACAACACAAAACAAGCAAAGCAAACCUGAAGAUUCUAAUAUGUUGUGUAGUGCUAUUGCUGAUAUCUCCUUGAAAAAUAAAGACGAUCUUGGUGGUGACGUCGAGGAAGAAGGCCUCCCUCAUGGUGACUCUGACGGUUUUCAAGAGGUCAAGAGCAAAAAAACCGUGAAGGAACGUCCAAGAACAGAGGAAAAACUGAACCCUCCUUAUCCUGGCAAAAAUUUGCGUUCGGAUAACAAAGAAAGGGAAAAAAAUAAAAAGCAACCCAUACCACAACAAAUUCAACAGCCUACUCAUAACAUACCGCCUUUAAUGGCGGUAACAGUGAAUCCUCCACACGUUUUACCACAAACGAAUAAAAACCAGUUCGAUCGUCAGAGUCGACAAAACAAGAUACCCCCAAGAUUUGUCAAACUACGAGAAAGUAAUAGACUGCAGAAGAUGCAACAACAGCAUGGCAUGGCUGAUAUGAAUGAAAUUAAAAAUCGUAACAUGUUCGGUCCGAAAAUGUCAAAUCCCCAAGCCAAUAAUCCAGUGGUUCCGAUAUCAAAUGCUUGGGAUAAACCCUUGGGGACCCAGUUGAGGCCAAUGGAGCCUGAGAAUCUCUUGGCCACCGCUAUUGAUGGUGGAAAUAACAUUGAACACGGCCCUGCUCAAGGAAAUCCUGAUGUUGAUAAGAAAAUCAACAAAUCAAAUUUAUCAGAAACGGUCAUUCUUGACGGAGCGACACCUCCAGUGAAUACGAUUAUUUUCGAAAAUACCAAUUUCAAAUCAAUGCCAACUAACAGAAAUGUUCGUAAUGAUAAAUUGCGCAAGGAGGAUGGUUCCCUUGAAAAUCCAUCAAUGACAAAUUUCAAUAAACGCAUGAACGAUUUGUUGAGUAAGAAUGAGAAACAGUCUGAUUCCAUCCAGCUCCAACUUCCGUUCAAAGAAGAUAGUGGUGAUAUGAAACUGGACUUUUUCGAUUCUGCACUUUCGUUACCUGACGAAAAGGCGUUGAAGAAUCCGUGUCUUCCUAGACCAAUGCAUUCAAUGACCACUGGGGGUAAUGAUAUUUCAACUGCUGAUGCCCUAAAUUAUAAAAUUCAGUCUGUUAAGAAAGUUUGGGAAACGCCCUCUGAGCAUGGCGUGCCACAGGAGGAUGCCAACCCCAAUUUCUCUACGUCAUUUGUUCCCGAUACAAAUACAUUAGAUUCCAAUUCCUACGUUAAAGGAAAUGAUAAUGUCGAGGAUAAUCAUGAACAGCAUGGCUACAGUCCCGCAGCUAAUCAACAAACGAGUAACAAUACCACAAAUGUGUGUAAGGUGGAAAUGUCCAGAAGGCCAGAACAUUUUUUUUCGUUUGCCGGGAAUGAACGCGUUUAUGGGGUCAAACCCACCCAACAAGUAUCCGGAGCAGCAAACCAGGCGGUUUCUGGUGCGAAUGCUGCACAUCCCGCUCAUUCUGGUAUCAUGGGUCCAGGUUUGAUGGGAAAUCCAUUAUCACCUCCGCCAAUUCAACCAGUUAUUGGCGCUGGCGUCGGAAUCGGGCAGCCACCUCAACAGUUUCCUACUAAUCAACAUAUGGGCUAUCAGAAAAAUUUUCAGACAAGUAUCGGAAGUAGAAGUCAGUAUGGAAUGUCAGCAAUUCCAUCUCCACCGUCUGUUUUGCCUUACACAGCUCCUCCUCUACAAGCGCAAACAGCCAACCUUUAUGGACCCUUCCAAAUUGAUCAAACAGGAGUUCUUGGGGGGCAGGGAAGAUCCCAAUUCUCUCAAUAUCCUAAUCAUUAUGGCUUAGGACAGGCAGCUUCUAGCCCAUAUACGGCACAAUCUAUGUUCCUUCAAACCCCUCAGGCACAUCCACCUCCGGCUGCCCAAGGUCCCGAGAUUUAUCAGAACUUGAACAGUUACAGAUUAUCGAAUGCUGCUUUUGGUCAAAAUCAGCAGCUGAAUAAUCCAACAACUGUUUUAAUUUCUUCUACUUCUAAUUCCUUGAUGUCAGCAACUGUCAAGCCGUCUACACAACAGAUUAGUGCAAUUGGAACCAAAUCAGGCGGCGUGGGUCAAGCUUAUCAACAACAGUCUCAACAGGGUCAGCAAAUGUAUAUGUUUGAUCCUAAUCUUCAAGCUAACUACCUUCAAGGACUACAAAGACCAACUGGUCCAGUUCAAAAUAAUGUUGUUCCAACAAUUCAGCCUUCUUCUUCUUACUAUUCAGGAUCCACUCCUGCUGCCAAGCCUUUCAACUGUUCUUGGGGAUACUAAUAUAAAGUUACGAAUUUUUGGAAAAGAUGAAUUUACAAAAUAUUUGAUGAUGAAAGAAAUCCUCAAAAAUUCGGUGUUGUGUCCAGAUUGUUGUCUUCAGAUUAGCUUUUGUUGUUACACAUUGUCACCAAGAAUUAGAAACAAGUUUAAUUGGUGAUGAAUAAUUGGAUAAAGUAUUUAUUAAUCUAUGCCUAGAUGUAUGAACAAUGAACUAAAUGUCGAGAUUUCAUUUUAAUAGUUUUUUUCAAUUGAAUGAGUAUUCAACAACCAUGUCCUAAAAUGAUGUAGAUUCUUAAUGACUUAAAUUUUUACUUUUCAGGGUAUAAUUAAGAAUAUAUUCCUGAAAGUAUGUCAAAAAGGAUUUUAAAUAUAUAAAAAACUGUCUAUGUCGAUUCAUUGAAUAGGUUUUCUGUGAUAAAAAUAAGUUGAAAAAUUCAGUCACCACCACUUUGUACAUGACUCCUCCGAAAAAUCUUUUAUUUGAAAUGUUGAAAUGAUCAGAGAAAAUUCUUAGUUUCAUUAGUCCAACAAUUCGGAAUAAAUCAAUUAAGAUCCAUAUGGAGUUUUUUUUAUUAUGCAAUUGUUAUUUGAUGAUUUGUUGAUUUCGUGCCAACUUGAAAAAAGUGAAAUUUAAAAUUCUUGUUGAACAAAGAGUUUUAGAAAGAUUAAAAACAUGAUAUAUUGGAAUUUGUUGGUGUGUUUGAAAUAGUGAUAUAUCUUGUACAGCAUUAGAUUUUACUUUCUUCUGUGGACUGACCUCAACUUGUCUUAUCAAAUGUUUAAGCUCUAUAAUUUGUAAAAUUUGUAUGUGACAGUAUUGAUAAAGGUAUUUUAUCUACUUCAGUUGAUUACGAUAGGUUGAAAGUUUUUUUAUGGCGCACAAAUAAGAAUAGAAUACAAGUUGUAGCUUUUACAAAAGUAAUCUGUAUAUGAAUGUAUGUACUCUGAAUUGAUUAAACUAUCCCCUUACAUGUAUUAUCAGAAUCUCCUAAGGAGUUUUCCAUUUUGCUAAUAAAAAUGGUUUUUAAAAGAUA
Messenger RNA from Coccinella septempunctata (seven-spotted ladybird), 6706 nucleotides. RefSeq lists its product as uncharacterized. Gene Ontology annotation, biological process: cell differentiation. The coding region runs from base 219 to 5672 and encodes 1817 amino acids. The record is from RefSeq and is a predicted model, not a curated record. NCBI's taxonomy places the organism in Eukaryota, Metazoa, Arthropoda, Insecta, Coleoptera, Coccinellidae. The transcript has 10 exons.